UUGAAGUAAGCACAUUUUUAAUCAUACUACCCACCAUCCCUACAAAGCUUCAACCUUUUCAUCAUAAAUACUUUUCCCUUUUCUCUUUCCAUUCAAAUUCUUCCACGAAAGUAGUGCUACAUUAAUAAGUGAAAAAAAAAUCCAUUCUUGGAAGCUUUAUGUACGUGUUAAAAAAUUUCACAUUUGGAGUCCAGAAAUGAAAAUGGGUGUUUCAAUUUUGGAGUUCCUAGCUGCUUUGGCAACAGCCCUUUUGCUGGGCUCCUCUCUUGCUCUCUCUCCAGAUGGUCUUACACUGUUGGAAGUGAAGGCCAGUUUGAAUGACAGCGACAACUUUCUGAGUAACUGGAAAGAUAUUGAUGAAUCUCCAUGUAAUUGGACUGGUAUUGCUUGCAGCCCACAAGAUCAAAGAGUGAUAUCUAUAAACCUACCACAUAUGCAGCUUGGAGGAAUUAUACCCCCUAGCAUUUGUGCACUCAACAAAUUACAAAGACUGGCACUUCAUCAGAAUAGUCUUCAUGGUUCUAUUCCUAAUGAGAUUGCACAGUGUUCUGAACUCAGAGCCUUGUAUCUUCGAGCUAACUAUUUUCAAGGAGGAAUACCUUCGACUAUUGGAAACGUUUCUAUGCUGACCAUAUUGGAUUUAUCGAGCAAUACACUGAAAGGUGCUAUACCGUCUUCUCUAGGUCGUUUAACGCGUCUAGCAUAUCUAAAUUUGUCAUCAAACUUCUUGUCUGGUGAAGUCCCUGAUGAUGGUGUGCUAAGCAAGUUUGGGAGCAAAUCGUUUAUCGGUAAUUUAGAUCUGUGUGGCCAACUAGUAAACAAGCCUUGUCGAACUUCACUUGGUUUUCCGGCUGUAUUUCCUCAUGCUGAAAGUGACGAAGCAACAGGUUCGACCGUGCACAAGCGAUCCUCUCACUACAUCAAAGGUAUCGUGAUUGGAGCAGUAUCCAUGUUAGGCGUUGGGAUUAUUUUCCUUCUCGGUUUUCUCUGGGUUUGGCUGCUGACGAAGAAAGAGAGAGCUGCAAAAACUUACACAGAAGUGAAAAAACAAGUCCAUCAAGAAGGAAGAGCCAAGCUCAUAACUUUCCAUGGUGACCUUCCAUACCCUUCGUGCGAGCUUGUAGAGAAAAUCGAGUCUCUUGAAGAGGAAGAUGUCGUUGGAGCUGGAGGGUUUGGAACUGUAUAUAGAAUGGUUAUGAACGAUUGUGGAACUUUUGCAGUCAAGAAGAUUGAUGGGACAAGACAAGGCUCAGAUCAAGUGUUUGAGAGAGAGCUCGAGAUCUUAGGCAGUGUCAAGCAUAGAAAUCUUGUAAACCUGAGAGGUUACUGUCGUCUCCCUACAGCGAGGCUUCUUAUAUAUGACUACUUAGCCAUGGGCAGCUUGGACUAUUUCUUGCACGACAAUAUCCAUGAAGAGCGUCUGCUGAACUGGAACGCUCGUAUGAAGAUAGCUAUUGGCUCUGCUAGAGGAGUGGCGUAUCUGCAUCAUGACUGCUCUCCGAAGAUAGUCCAUCGUGAUAUAAAGUCGAGCAACAUCCUCCUUGAUGAAAAACUAGAGCCCCGCGUGUCAGACUUCGGCCUUGCUAAGCUGCUGGUGGACGAGGACGCUCAUGUCACAACUGUGGUUGCAGGCACAUUCGGCUACUUGGCUCCAGAGUAUUUGCAGAGUGGUAGAGCAACAGAGAAGUCGGACGUGUACAGCUUUGGCGUGCUGCUGCUGGAGCUGGUGACGGGGAAAAGGCCAACGGAUCUGAUGUUUGUGCAAAGGGGAUUGAAUGUGGUGGGAUGGAUCAACACGCAGAAUAGAAUGGAGGGCAUAGUGGAUAGGAGGUGCAGGGACGCGACAAUGGAGACUGUGGAGGUGCUGGUUGAGAUUGCAUUGAGAUGCACGGAUGCAGACCCUGAGGCACGUCCAACGAUGCAGCAGGUGCUACAGUUGUUGGAGCGGGAAGUGAUGUCGCCGUGCCUCAGUGAGUUCUACGAGUCUCAUUCAGAUAAAUGCUGAAGUGCUAUUGAGUAAAUGCAGCAUUUUGCUGCUCAACAAUCAUUGUACAUUGUUAAUGAAUGGCAUCUGUGGUUGGCUUGGUUUUCUGCUACUAGUCCCCUAUUAGCAGUUCCGAUUUUGAAUCGAAAACCGGCAGUUACGACUUACGGUUUUGUGUCAAAACCGGCGUUGUUUUUGGUUGUUUUUACCUGUUUUUGGCCAGUUAUAUCAAGAUUUGAGCCAAAACUGUGGUUUUUUGCUGGUUCAUGUAACUGUUGGUUCGCAGUUCAAACAUAUUGGAAUCGAAACCGGACUAAAGUGACUGUUUUGCUGUCACACAUGCACA
Messenger RNA from Salvia hispanica, 2330 nucleotides. Its product is annotated as LRR receptor-like serine/threonine-protein kinase FEI 1. Gene Ontology annotation, molecular function: protein kinase activity; ATP binding; protein binding. The record is from RefSeq and is a predicted model, not a curated record. Gene Ontology annotation, biological process: protein phosphorylation. Lineage: Eukaryota; Viridiplantae; Streptophyta; Magnoliopsida; Lamiales; Lamiaceae.